AUGGCUGAUGGGGUUCAGAUUUUUGAGCUUCAUAAAGAAUUAGCUCAUAUAUCUCAAGGUCCUUUAGAUAUUGCCUCUUACUUUAAUAAAAUUAAGCAACUCUGGGAUGAUCUUGCUUCCUUGUCUGCCAAUACUAAUACUGCAUGCACUUGUGGGGUUAUUAAGAAAUCCAAUGAUGAACAAAAAGUAUUUCAAUUUUUGAUGGGUCUCAAUGAUAUUUACAUCCAAGUGCGCAACAAUAUUCUCAUGAUGAAACCUCUUCCCUCCAUUAGAACUGUUUAUAGUUUUCUAUUAACUAAUGAGAAACAGAGGGUUGUAUCUUCUGGUUCUCAGUUUUCUACACAAUCAGCUUCUUUCCAGGAUGGGGUUUCAAGACAUUCUGUUUUUCCCAAAGUGAAUUUUGACUCUCCAAGGACUCUCUCACUGGUUCGCAAAUAUUGUAAGAAACCAGGCCAUACAAUUGACAAAUAUUAA
Molecule: messenger RNA, 474 nt
Organism: Capsicum annuum
Lineage: Eukaryota; Viridiplantae; Streptophyta; Magnoliopsida; Solanales; Solanaceae
Exons: 1
Coding region: 1-474 (157 amino acids)
Source: RefSeq, a predicted model, not a curated record